UGUAAUCAAAAAGGAAUAGGCCUACAAAUUCAGUAUUGGUUUUCCUAAAUUAAUUUGUUGGCUGCUACUUAGUUACUUAGUACUAUGACUCCUCUUGAUGUGAAAAUUGGACAGAUGUGGUUUUUUGUGGUCUUUUCUGCUGCAUACAUUAUUACCAGUACACACACAUUGAAACGAGAAGACUGUGAAGUUUGUAUAAAUGUUGUGGAGCGAUUCAGCAAAGGACUGACAGAUGAUCUCAAAACAAGUCAAAGAACAAUUGAACAUGAAUUUCGGAAGUUUUGCAAAACCAUAAAAGAUGACAAAGAAGACAGAUUUUGCUAUUAUGUAGGUGGGAAAGAAGAGUCAGCCACUGGAAUAUUGGGAGACCUGUCAUGGCCAAUCAAAGCUUCAAUGCCAGCAGAUGUUGUGUGUUCCAAACUCAACAAGAAAGACUCACAGCUCUGCGCAUUGAGAUACGAGAAAGAAAUAGAUCUCAAUGCAGUCGAUCUGAAAAAGCUGAAAGUUAGAGAUUUGAAGAAGAUUUUGAACAAGUGGAAUGAAGUAUGUGAAGGUUGUAUAGAGAAAAGUGAUUACAUCAAGCGAAUUGAAGAAUUAAAGUCAACAUAUGUGAAAGAGGAACUUUAAGUGUUUCUGUAAGCUUUAAGGACUGGAUCUAAUUUAUUUAUUUUCAAGACAUAUUUUUAAGUCUUUUGUUAUAAUAAUAAUACCUUUAAAAAUA
Macrosteles quadrilineatus (aster leafhopper) is the source of this 721-nucleotide messenger RNA. Its product is annotated as mesencephalic astrocyte-derived neurotrophic factor homolog. Lineage: Eukaryota; Metazoa; Arthropoda; Insecta; Hemiptera; Cicadellidae. The coding region runs from base 85 to 627 and encodes 180 amino acids. Gene Ontology annotation, biological process: dopaminergic neuron differentiation; neuron projection development. Gene Ontology annotation, cellular component: endoplasmic reticulum. The record is from RefSeq and is a predicted model, not a curated record. The transcript is spliced from 4 exons.